CUUCUUCCCAUGAUGCGCGCCGCCCCCCACGUGACUCUGCGCAAUGGCAAUGGGUGGGGCCGGCAGUCCCCCUCGGAUUGGCGGUGACGUUAGGGCACCGGUCGUAGGUGUCGUCUGUGCAUGCGGCUGAGUUCACGGCAGAUGGCGGGCGGACGGUUGGCUGGAGGCGGUUCCCCGAUGCCCAGGGUUUAGGAGCCGUUGCUGUGGAUGGAAAGACGGGGACGUGAGCGGCCAUUGAGGGUGGCCAGCAUGCCGGUGAUCCCUCCCGCCACCCCCAUCUACUCGGUGUGCGGGCUGAGCUUCGAUGGAGGACCACAUGACGGGGUACAACAAGAAGCGUUAUGAGUGCGACGUGUGUGGCAAGGCCUGGCAGCACCCGAGCCAGCUGGAGAUCCACCAGCGGGUGCACACGGGAGAACGCCCCUUCGACUGCUCCGACUGCGGCGAGAGCUUCCGGACGGCACAUGAGCUGAAGAACCACCGACGGGUGCACACGGGCGAGAAGCCCUAUGGUUGCUCCACUUGCGGCAAGGGCUUUGCCCGGUUGUCGGGGUUGCGGGUCCACUGGCGGGUGCACAGCAGUGAGCGGCCCUUCAUCUGCUCCGACUGUGGCAAAGGCUUCAAGUCGUUCACGGCACUGAAGGUGCACAGGCGCCUGCACACCGGGGAGCGACCCUACAUCUGCAGUGACUGCGGCAAGGCCUUCACCCGCUCCAGCAGCCUGAUGGAGCACCGGCACACCCACACCGGCGAGCGCCCCUACACCUGCGCCCUGUGCGGCAAGGGUUACACCCGCUCCUACAGCCUGCUGGAGCAUCAGCGCACCCACACCGGCGAGCACCCUACACCUGCGCCCAGUGCGGCAAGGGCUUCACCCACUCCCACAGGCUGCUGUCCCACCAGCGGGUGCACACCGGCGACCGUCCCUUCCCCAGGCCCUUCAGCUGCUAUGACUGCCGCAUGGACUUCAAGGGGGCACAUGACCUGAAGAACCACAUAGCGGGUGCACACAGGCGAGAAGCCCAUAGGCUGCUCCGACUGCGGCAAAGGCUUCAAGUUGUCCACAGAACUGAAGCAGCACAGCAGCACAGGCGUCUGCACACCAUUUACUUUUGUUAGAUACUAUUCUACAAAAACAUUCUAUCACCACAUCGGCUCCAAUUAUUUAAUUAGUCUGUUCAUACUGUUCGCUUAUGUUAAUCUUAUUCAACAACAGAUGGUUAAUACAAAUCAAAGGCAAAACAAGAGAAUCUUGACAUUAUUCUAUCUCAUCUUUUAAGCGGCCCACGCCACCAUCCCCAUUCCGAGCCAAUCAUAAGCCUCCCAUUUACUACAACGUAUCUACGCUACUAGCGGUAGAGGGCGCGGGUGAUCCACUGUAACGUCUCAGAAAUGUAAACAAGCUUUGUUAUCUCCUCCCAUUUCAUGUUUACAUUUACCAUCCGCAAUUCGUCACAUUCCCAGACUGUAGGUAAUACGUCCA
Messenger RNA from Amblyraja radiata (thorny skate), 1483 nucleotides. RefSeq names its product zinc finger protein 239-like. Gene Ontology annotation, molecular function: DNA-binding transcription factor activity; RNA polymerase II cis-regulatory region sequence-specific DNA binding. Gene Ontology annotation, biological process: regulation of transcription by RNA polymerase II. The coding region runs from base 305 to 988 and encodes 227 amino acids. The record is from RefSeq and is a predicted model, not a curated record. The transcript has 3 exons. Lineage: Eukaryota; Metazoa; Chordata; Chondrichthyes; Rajiformes; Rajidae.